UUGAGUGCGCAGUGAAAGGAAUACUCCCCAUUGGACUGAUGUAGUGAGCCUUCAUAACAAAAGCCACACCGCUCAUGUCCAGAGAGGUACGGCGCCCUGUAAACUAUAGGACGCGUCGAUGGGAACAUUCGCGGCUGAAAAAUUGCGAUAUUGCGAAGAACUGCAACAAACUUUCUCUUUGAAUCAUUUAUUCACCCCCUCCCCCCGAUUUCUUCCCUCUUACAUGAGAAAACACUGGGUACUUUGAGCAUGGGAAACCUCUCCUCUGACCAGGGCAGUGAGCUGUAAAUUCAACACUGAGACGAUCUGUGACUGGCUGGGAGAUGGCAGAUAUACUGGAGCUGCGGACAGAUGGAAAUUCACUCCUGAAGGCGGUCUGGCUCAAACGCUUGAGACUCACCAGGCUCCUGUUGGAAGGAGGCGCAUAUAUCAACGAGAGCAAUGAACGUGGAGAGACACCACUCAUGGUGGCCUGCAUGUCCACACACACUGACCAGCAGAGUGUGAGCAAGUCAAAGCUGGUGAAAUAUUUGCUGGACAACCAGGCAGACCCCAACAUACAGGACAAAGCUGGUAGGACGGCUCUAAUGCAAGCCUGCAUCUACAAGGCUGGACACGAGGUGGUGGAUCACCUGCUGAGCAAUGGAGCUGACCCCAGUCUGGAGGACAGGAGCGGGGCCUCAGCCCUGGUCUACGCCAUCAAUGCCGACGAUAAGGAGACACUAAAACUGCUCUUGGAUGCGUGCAAAGCCAAAGGCAAGGAGGUCAUCAUAAUCACCACAGACAAGUCGCCAUCUGGCACUAAAACGACCAAACAGUACCUAAAUGUCCCCCCAUCACCAGAGAUGGAUGAGAAGUCCUCCCCAGCAUACUGCACCUCUCCGUCUGAUAUCAACGUCACUGCAUCGCCCACACCUGAGCAAGAGCAACAAAACACAGUUUUCAGUUUCCAGACCAAGCUGAAAACCUCCAGUUCAGCUGCAAAGCUCGCCAACGGGCCCACGUCUCCAACGCGCCGGCCUGCAAACCCCAAACGUGCACGUUUGCCUCAGCUGAAGAGGCUGCAGUCAGAGCCUUGGGGGCUGAUUGCUCCCUCAGUCCUGGCUGCAGCCGCCCAUGAGGAGAGCAAAAAAGCCACCUCUGAUGAGGAUGUCAUCGCAGGGGUUAACGGGCUCUCUCUGAAUAAGAGGUCAGCUUUAUCUCGACAGAGCAGUGUGGAUGGAAAGGACAGCUUUUUCCCGCUGGUGGGUGAACAACACUGCAAAAUGACAACCUCGAUAUCAGUUCCUCCAACGUCCAAAGCCUCAUAUGAGAGAUCUCUGGGCCAGCACCAGCCGCUGGCACGGCGCAGCACUGUGCCCACGGAGCAGGAGAGCAGCAGUUGCAGCAGUGGACUUGCCAGUCUGAGAGACACAGUGCAUAAGAGACAUCUGGGGAACGAUCACUAUGACUCAGACUCACAGCUCUACUCAGGCUCUGCCAUGUUAGACUCUCCUAAGGUCCCAGUGGAGCGAAGGAAACUGAACACUUCUCCUCUAGCGAUGCUAACUAGCUCCAGAGAAUCUCUCGACAGCAACGCCAGCACGUCCUCUCCAAGCACAGCACACAGACGUGCACCAGGCCUCCUGGAGAGGAGAGGCUCGGGCACGCUGCUGCUGGACCACAUCUCCCACACCAGGCCCGGCCACCUGCCUGCUCUCAACAUCAACCUGAACCCUCCCAUCCCUGACAUCGGGGCUAGUAGCAAGCCCUCCUCACCUCUGGCCACAGGUAUUAGAUCUAUAGCUCCAGUAGCACCAAACACACCAAAGAGAGGUGGCCUCAAGUCCAAGAAAAUACUUGUGAGAAGGCACUCUAUGCAAGUGGAGCAGAUGAAGCAGCUUUCUGAUUUUGAAGAGACAGCUCAUUAGUUUGUGAUGGUGUUUAUGCAGCACAUAUUGUGGGAGUAGAACUGUUAGCAACAUAAAUUGUCAGGAAGUACAUCCAUAGGUUCCGCUGUGUAGACUCACAGUCAUCUAGAUGUUGAAUAAUGUAUAAUUUAUAAAAGAUAAUAUAUAUAUAUAUUGAAACUGAGCAAUAUAUAUAGACUUCUUCCCUGUGUUACACCCAACCUUAAGUUUUAUCAUAUUUUGACUUCACAACAUCUGCUGUAUAUGUAUUACAGUUUUGAAUGUAAAUGCCAAGACAUGGUACUAUUCCUCUGAACUAGCUCUAUUACAUGGUAAUGUAAUGCGUAGGGAACAUACAGGGUCCAUUUGUAGCCAGCAGGCCACUUGGGUGCACAUUGUGCAAAUGUAAUUAGAACCAUUAAUGGAUUUUUUUUAUUUUAAAAGAAAAUGUGAUGCACUUGUCUGAGAUGUAGCUUUGAGUAAGAUGAGAUUUUACUGUUUGUAGCAAAUUUGUACAAAGUGCCUUCAAGAUAAAGAAACCUAAAAAAAAAAAAAGAGAGUGGACAGAUACAUUUAAUGUAUUCGGAGCAUUUUUAAUUCAUGAUGAUGUAACCAAAAUGUGUUUUAUUUCAAUAUUGUUGGUGUCACAUGAAAGAAAAUGAAUAUACGUGAUGUGAAUGAAUGAAAAACAUGCCUUAACAAACAGGUAAAAUGAUGGGCUAUGUAUAACAGCACUUUAUUGCCCAAGAGGAAAAAAAAAAUGAAAAUGUUGCGCUCAACAGUGUUUCAAAAAACCUUCAAAGCACAUGUAAUUCUUAUAUGAUGAAAUCAAGUAACAAAAAUGAUAUUCGAGCCCUUCGUCAACACAGGCAGUGGUGAAACUUGUCAAUUUAAAAUGUCAUUUCACGCUAAUGGCAAUCAAAAGAUCUUACUGCUUCCAUGUAACUUACCUGUGCAGCAUUGCUACUGUUUAAGAAAAAAGAAAACAUAAUCAAAUCCAUAGUAUUUUUGCAAUUAGUUUGUUGUAUAUUCUGAAUAAAUGUCUAUCACUUGUGA
Anarrhichthys ocellatus (wolf-eel) is the source of this 2945-nucleotide messenger RNA. It is a transcript of the gene ankrd34c, whose product is annotated as ankyrin repeat domain 34C. The record is from RefSeq and is a predicted model, not a curated record. The transcript has 2 exons. Lineage: Eukaryota; Metazoa; Chordata; Actinopteri; Perciformes; Anarhichadidae. Bases 324 to 1910 code for a protein of 528 amino acids. Gene Ontology annotation, molecular function: protein binding.